AACAAUAAGAAGAAGAAAGAGAGCACCUAAUAAUUGUGCUGAGGGGAUGGAUAAUCCCAAUCGAAUUCAUUCCCCACCCCCUCUUCCUUCCUUCCUUCCUUUCAUCGGGGCAGCGGGAGUGCUAUGAUCUCUACCUCCUCCUCGUCUGCGGCUCGGAUGCCCGGCUCCGAGAACCGACCCAAGCCGCCUGCCGCUGCUGCGCCCCAGACCAAGUGGCGGAGCGGGACGCAGCACAACAUCUACGGCCGCCGCCUGCUCGACGCGCUCCGCGCCACGGGUGCCGGCCAGCCGCGGGCCAUCAAGGCGGCGGCCGACUCGGCCCUGGCGCUCACCGCGAGGGGCCAGACGCGCUGGAGCCGCGCCAUCCUGCUCGCCGGCGCGGUAUCCUGCCGCCGCCGCGUGCUCGUCAAGGCCGGCGGCAAGAUCCGACGCCACCGUCGUCCGCACGCCAAGGCGGUCGGUGAUCCGCCGGCGCUCAAGGAGACGAAGGUCAAGGACAGGCUGCGCGUGCUGGGCCGCCUCGUUCCGGGCUGCCGGAAGCUCCCCGCGCCGGCGCUGCUGGAGGAGGCGGCCGACUACGUGGCCGCGCUGGAGAUGCAGGUGAAGGCCAUGCGCGCGCUAGCAGACGCGCUGGCGGCGGCUCAGCUAUCCUCACCGCCACCUCCACCUUUGGGGGCCGGAGACGAGGCGGAGAUGGAGGAUCUCAUCUGAUCUACUGAGGAAUUGGGAUUGGGCGAAAAUAAGGGAGGGCGAUUAGUUGAGCUGAUGGAUUAUUAUUUAUUAUAACCACAUAAUUGCAGGGUUGCUUGGGAUUUGUGCAGGAGGUGUUGCGAUCAUGCUGUGAAUUGUGAUGACGACGAUGAUGAUUCUCUUUGUAAAUUCCAAUUCCUCUUGUUGUUACUUACUUGUAUAGUAGAGAGAGAGAGAGAGAGAGAGAGAGAGAGAGAGGAGUAAUGCUGCUGCUGCUCCUCUCUUCAUUCCUUGCUGUUUGCUGUGGGUCGGAUUUGUCUUGUGUUAUUGGGGGAUCUGAUUCUGCUCUACAUAUACAAGGCGUGAUUUGGGUUCCAUCA
Molecule: messenger RNA, 1070 nt
Organism: Phragmites australis (common reed)
Lineage: Eukaryota; Viridiplantae; Streptophyta; Magnoliopsida; Poales; Poaceae
Product: transcription factor bHLH149-like
Exons: 1
Coding region: 124-711 (195 amino acids)
Biological process (GO): regulation of DNA-templated transcription
Molecular function (GO): protein dimerization activity
Source: RefSeq, a predicted model, not a curated record